AUGGUUCCAAAUGAAGCCCAUCAGUACAUGGGAAUCAUUCGGUUACUCCAGCAUUUCAGAUGGACAUGGGUUGGGUUCUUCAUUGUCAAUGAUGAGAGUGGAGAACAUUUCUUGCAGGUCCUAGAACCUCUGCUUUCCAAAAACAGAAUCUGUUCGGCUUUCACAGCAAGGAUCCCACAACAAGCUCAGUUGAAUGGUAUGCACGAAAUCAAUGAAAUGGUCCAAAGUAUUCAUCUACCUUUGACAGUUGCCCGGGUUAACGCAUUUGUCGUUUAUGGAGAAACAUUGUCCAUUAUAUGGAUGAGCUAUUUUCUGCUUCUGGGAGCUCCUGAACAUAGCAAAACCAAAUCACUUGAAAGGGUCUGGAUUAUGACUGCCCAGAUUGAUUUUGCACUAACGAGCCUUCAGCGGGGCUCAGAUCUUCAAAUGUUCCAAGGGGCCAUCUCCUUCACGAUUCACUCACGUGAACUUCCAGGAUUCAAGACAUUUCUUCAGAGAGUAGAACCUUGCCUCUCAGAAAGAAAUGGCUUUCUCAAGGAUUUCUGGGAGCAAGCAUUUAACUGUAGAUUCCAGUGCUGGAAAGUAUCAGAGGAGAAUAAUGAUGCAUGUGCUGGGAAGGAAAAGUUGGAGGGCCUUCCUGGACCUCUCUUUGAAAUGCGCAUGACUGGCCACAGCUACAGUAUUUAUAAUGCAGUCUAUGCUGUGGCACAUGCACUCCAUGCCAUGGAGUCAUCCAGAUCCAGGCACAGAACAAAGCCGAGGCAUCAGCAAGUUGGAUUUCAGUAUCUCAAGUCAUGGCAGCUCCAUCCAUUUCUUCAAGGUGUUUCAUUCAACAACUCAGCUGGAGAAGAGGUGUCCUUUGAUGACAAAAAAGAAAUGGGAGGUGGAUUUGACAUAAUCAACAUGUUAAACUUCCCAAACAAUUCCUUCCUUCGAGUAGAGAUUGGGAAAAUGGAGCCCAGUGCCCCUGAAGGAAAAAGACUCUUCAUUAAUGAGGAUAUAAUUAUGUGGCCCAGACAGUAUAAUCAGGUUCAGCCUGUUUCUGUGUGUAGUGACUCCUGCCGACCUGGUUAUCAGAAGAAAAAGAAAGAAGAGGAGAAAUUUUGUUGUUAUGAUUGUGCUUCAUGUCCAGAAGGGAAAAUUUCAAACUUGAAGGAUAUGAUUGACUGCUUCAACUGCCCAGAAGAUCAAUAUCCGAGCAAGAACCAUGAUCAUUGCAUUCCCAAGAGUUUAACCUUCCUAUCGUAUGAAGAACCUUUAGGAAUCAGUUUAGCAUCAGUAGUUGUAUUUUUCUUUCUAAGCACAGCAUUGGUGUUAGGAAUGUUUGUUAAACAUAAAAACACCCCCAUUGUCAAAGCCAACAACCGGGACCUCACCUACACUCUCCUUGUCUCCCUCUUGCUCUGCUUCCUCUGUGCUUUGCUCUUCCUUGGAAGACCUAGGAAGGCAACCUGCCUUCUCCGCCAACCUGCCUUUGGCAUCAUCUUUUCAGUAGCUGUGUCCUGUGUGUUGGCCAAAACCAUCACUGUGGUGGUUGCUUUCAUGGCCACCAAGCCAGGGUCCAGCAUGAGGAAGUGGGUGGGGAAAAGGCUGGCCAACUCCAUCAUUCUUUCCUGCUCCCACAUUCAAGCAGGAAUGUGUGCCAUCUGGCUAGGCCUCUCUCCCCCAUUCCCAGAUUUGGACAUGGAGUCCCAGACUACAGAGAUCAUAGCAGAAUGUAAUGAAGGCUCUGUCAUCAUGUUUUACUGUGUCCUGGGCUACAUGGGACUUCUGUCCAUUGUCAGCUUUGUGGUGGCUUUCCUUGCCAGGAAGUUGCCAGAUAGCUUUAAUGAAGCCAAGUUCAUCACCUUCAGCAUGUUGGUGUUUUGCAGUGUGUGGUUGUCUUUUGUUCCCACCUAUCUGAGCACCAGGGGAAAAUACAUGGUGGCCGUGGAGAUCUUCUCUAUCUUAGCUUCCAGUGCAGGAUUACUGGGCUGUAUUUUUUUCCCCAAAUGUUUCGUUAUUCUCCUGAAACCUGAGUUGAACAAUAGGGAGCAACUAAUGAGGAGAAAAAAUUAA
This is a messenger RNA of Varanus komodoensis (Komodo dragon), 2058 nucleotides long. RefSeq names its product vomeronasal type-2 receptor 26-like. The transcript is spliced from 4 exons. NCBI's taxonomy places the organism in Eukaryota, Metazoa, Chordata, Lepidosauria, Squamata, Varanidae. Gene Ontology annotation, biological process: G protein-coupled receptor signaling pathway. Bases 1 to 2058 code for a protein of 685 amino acids. The record is from RefSeq and is a predicted model, not a curated record. Gene Ontology annotation, cellular component: membrane. Gene Ontology annotation, molecular function: G protein-coupled receptor activity.